CAGGAAGUGACAUAAUCAAGUGAACGUCCGGAAGUUGCGAGGUGCUAAAAAGGUUCUAACUUAUACUUCUUACAAAACUCAGGUGUUCCUGGUGUCCUGACAUCAUGGCUGUAGACUGGGUCGGGUUCGGUUAUGCUGUUCUGGUGUCAGCAGGAGGAAUCAUUGGUUAUGUGAAAGCAGGCAGCGUCACCUCUCUGGCUGCAGGGCUCCUGUUCGGCCUGCUGGCUGCAGUCGGUGCUUAUCUGGCAUCUCAAAACCCGAAGAAUGUCUGGCUUUCACUUGGCACCUCAGGAACUCUGGCUCUGGUGAUGGGACUGCGAUUUGUCAACUCCUGGAAGUUCAUGCCAGCUGGUUUAAUGACUUUAGCAAGUGGACUGAUGCUGGUGAAGAUCAUCACUGGAAUGCUAAUGAAACCACAUACAUCUUGAAAAUAUUUAAAUAUAUCUUUUCAGUGUGUCUGUACAUAUUUCUGAUAAAAAUCUAAUUUGUGCUCCCACAUACUGUGCAUUCACAAACAUUCCCUCGUUUUAUAUUACAGUCUGGUUCUGUAUAAAAAAUGUGAUAUCAAAUAUGUGAUUUUAUACACCAUAUACAGUUAGGGGAUGUUUUUUUCUAGGGCUGUCCCAAAUAUAAUUUUUUGGGCUUCGAAGCUUCGGUGACAAGUUUGUAAAUGUAUCUGCUGCUGUAAAAUAAUAAAUUCACCCACUUUAAUAAAAAAAAAA
Messenger RNA from Sebastes umbrosus (honeycomb rockfish), 722 nucleotides. RefSeq names its product transmembrane protein 14C-like. Lineage: Eukaryota; Metazoa; Chordata; Actinopteri; Perciformes; Sebastidae. Gene Ontology annotation, biological process: regulation of heme biosynthetic process. The record is from RefSeq and is a predicted model, not a curated record. Gene Ontology annotation, cellular component: mitochondrial membrane. The transcript has 5 exons. The coding region runs from base 105 to 428 and encodes 107 amino acids.